Molecule: messenger RNA, 963 nt
Organism: Uranotaenia lowii
Lineage: Eukaryota; Metazoa; Arthropoda; Insecta; Diptera; Culicidae
Product: CLIP domain-containing serine protease B4-like
Exons: 5
Coding region: 1-963 (320 amino acids)
Biological process (GO): proteolysis
Molecular function (GO): serine-type endopeptidase activity
Source: RefSeq, a predicted model, not a curated record
AUGGUCGCAAUCGUUCCAUCUGAAUUGCUGCUUAUCGGCAUCGCGGCAGCAUACUUCAUCUGUUCUGCUUCAUCGUAUGCAGUCAGCAGUCCGCUGCCCGAGCCCGGAACAUGUGGACUAAGCCUGGGAAACCGGGUCCUGGGUGGUAACCGGACCGAUCUUAACGGCUAUCCCUGGACUGCCCUUCUUGUGGUUCAGACGAUUCUUGGUUCUUUCGCUGGUUACGCAUGUGGAGGCUCUCUGAUCGCCAGCCAGUUCGUACUGACGGCUGCUCACUGCUUCGAGGACUUUCCUUCAGACCUCCGGAUUUCCAAGGUCCGUCUCGGAGAUUGGGACAUUUUCAGUCCGAAGGAUUGCGUAGAUGGACUAUGUGCUGAUGCACCAGUCGAAAUACGAGUGGCAGGCCACAUUGUUCAUCCAGACUACACAACUGAAGACAACCAUAACGAUAUUGCGCUGAUCAAACUAGAACGUCAAGUUCAGUUCACCGAAUUCAUUUCACCCGUUUGCCUGCCUUUGGUCAAGGAUCUUCGAACGAUGAGGGAAGCCAGCAAGAAGUUCACCGUCGUCGGAUGGGGAGCUAGGGAGAGAGGUGCUUAUGGAAGUCAGUACAAACUGGCCGUGGAUGUUCCAGGAGUAUCCGUGGAAACCUGUCGCAAAACGUAUCCGGCGGUGAUUGAUACGGAAAUGUGUGCGGGUGGCGACCCCGGCAAAGACUCUUGCCAAGGUGAUUCCGGUGGCAGUUUGGUCCUCAACGACGAUGGAUACUGGUAUCAGUUUGGGGUGGUAAGCUAUGGGCUUGGCUGUGGCAUUGAGGGAGUUCCUGGCGUCUAUACACGUGUAACCAGCUAUUUGGAUUGGAUUCAGAAGAAAACUGGAGUUUCCAAUAAGAUAAAGCCGGAUCAAAUAUUAAAUUCUUAUUUUCCCCCUUCCCCUUUUCCUUUUGAUUUUUCAGAAAAUUAA